Messenger RNA from Pseudo-nitzschia multistriata, 1732 nucleotides. The record is from the annotation of a GenBank genome assembly. NCBI's taxonomy places the organism in Eukaryota, Bacillariophyta, Bacillariophyceae, Bacillariales, Bacillariaceae.
GGAAUCUUCUUGAUGUUCUGUUGAAAGUCCUCAGCGCAAUACGUGCAGGGGUAGAAUUCUGCCAGUGUGUGGAAGAAAUUCACCAUCCCAUCCUUUUGUUUCGUCGUGGGUCGAUCUGGGUACCAGGCGGCCAUGCUGUGAAGGAACGACCAUGUAUUCCGUCCUAGUUCAGUACUCUUUGGUGGACACUCUACUUGUUUCUUUCUUUGCUUCUCGUACUUUUUCUUCAUCUCUUCUAGUUCUGCCAUCGAUGUAGGAAGAACCGCCUUCAUUUCGUCACAUGCCGGUCGUUCGCAAUUGUCUUCCUGGAAAAGCCCUUGUUUGGGCGCCAUUUCGGUGCUGUCUAAUCUGAAGAGAUCACCGCCAAAUAUGGUACUUAGGUUCUUCGGUGUGCAAAUGCACUAUUUUAUAACAUCAGUACGUGCUAUCUCAUCUACUAUGCUCAUUGCAGAGUGACGUGCGGUAGUCCUGAUCAUCAGUCUGACAUGACCCCUGUUUCGGAUUGCGAUCGUAACCAAAAACAUCAAGCGAUGAUUAUUUUGACCAAAAUUCCACACGAACUUUCCACACGAACUUUCCACACGUUGCCAUUCGCUCGCAAGGAUGUGGGACGACCGAGUCGUGAGGGAAGAUAAGCUCCAACCCUAAUACAACUCCUCCGUUUCAUAGUAAUUGACUGAGUCACUUUUUCGUCAGUCACAGUUGGCUGUGCUGAUGAAAGAGAUAUUUCGUGUUAGUUCACGCCCCGAUACUCCCUGUCGUGUGUGAACUCUUCCUCCUCAUCGAUACUUUAUUUUCAUGGCAGAACUGUUUGGAGAACAUUUACUGUGAAAACCACGAAUAUGUCGACUAGGAAUGCUUUCUUAAUUGCUUUGCUAUUGGCAAAGAGCGGGUCAGGUCUAUCGCCCGGAAGGGUUGGUCCUUCUGCAAGGGCUACUACUGCCUCCGUCGAAUCGGUCGCACGAAACGAGGCAGUGUCGAUAGAUGCUACUCCAGAUCGUCGUGGUUUCUUGGCUUCUGCUCUCGGCGUGGUUGGUGCCCCAACAAUGAUCGCGUUGACGUCUAUACCAUCGCCGGCCGACGCUCGUGACGAGCUUUUUCGGCCCAACCCGCUGACCAACCCACUCCUAGAACAGGUUCGGAUCAUGGAACAAGCCGAGAAGGACAACAUAAAAUACGGGGGUGAACUAGAGCGGGGCGAUGCCGGAAACAAGGGCAAAGUGGACGCAUACCCGUCGCUUCUGGUCCCGAUUUUGAAGAUCGACAAAGAAUUGAACGAGAUCAGAACGCUGGUUCGUUCCGGUGGCGAGAACAAGCCAUCAAACGAGGCCAUGUCACAGGCGCUCGCAAUACUGCAACAGCCGACUUACGAAAAGGUCAAUUUCAAAAAGACAUUCAACAAAUACGGGGACAAUAUUUAUUACAGCGACCCCGACCGCGCCAACUUGUAUCUCGGGGGAGGGGCUACUCCCAAGACAGAGCAAUCGAUUGCGUAUUUGUUGAGAAACGAUGUCCUAACAAACAUGGAGAAUCUUAGGGCAGAACUCGAAUACUUGAUCAAAAGUGAAGAAAAUGAAAUCGAAGAUUUAUACUCAUAUGCUGAUAUCUGUACAAGUGCAAUGAAGAAAUACCUUGCGCAGGUUCCACCGCAGCAGUUGAAGGAGGCAGAAAGAUUACUAUCUUCUGAACAGUCGUCGUAAACGAAGAUGGAUUAUAAAUUUAACCAGAGAUU